Messenger RNA from Aspergillus caelatus, 422 nucleotides. RefSeq lists its product as uncharacterized. The record is from RefSeq and is a predicted model, not a curated record. The transcript has a single exon. NCBI's taxonomy places the organism in Eukaryota, Fungi, Ascomycota, Eurotiomycetes, Eurotiales, Aspergillaceae. Bases 50 to 340 code for a protein of 96 amino acids.
AGGCCGAAGGGGGCAUUACGGUGAGGAGGGAGGAAAUAGUGCUCACCUGAUGCGGGUUACCCGAUGUCGAUCAACCCUGUUGAUACCAAGCAAAACCCCCCAAAAAAAGAAUGAUCUUCAAUCCUCUCCAGAUGAUCUGUCUUUUGUAUCGCACGAAGUUGCAAUGGUUGCUACUUUCUUCCUUGUUCUCUUUCUUCCCCUUUGUUUUCCUUGCUCUUUUAGGGCCCUUUUCGGUUUCUCCCGCACUGAAAGAAGUAUAAAGGGCACAAGCACGUCAACGGCGACCAGGGUCAAGUCAACUUGUCCACGAAGUAAUCAAACCAGGAAAAAGCAAAGUUGAAGAACAGCCAAUGGCUUUCUAUGCGACCACUACCAAAAACUAGACAGGUUGAACGAACAAAACAAACGGUAGUGGGUUACAG